AUGGAAGCCGGACAAAGAAGCGGGUCAUCUUAAGGCUACCGCUAACCCAUCACUAUCUACGGGGAUCCUUGAAGCAUAUAAUUUACAAAAAAAGGCAUAUCAAUAAUAUUCUUCAAGGGACGAUCUCCCGCUAGGAUAUUCUUGGGUAUCUCUUGUAUCUGCUACAGGGAUACCCAUAAGGACGGACUAGGGGUAGCUCUAAUCAUCGUCAGCAUCGUCUUCUUUCACCUAUGCUUCCGCGUCCUCUGGAGAAGAGGGGAACAGCAGCAGCGAUAGUGCGUCUUCUUCCUCUUCCUCCGGAUAUUACACUUCGGGCGACAGUAGUGUCGUGAGCUCCUCCUCAUCAGCAUCAGGUAGCUCUGGCGAAGAAGGUACGACUUUUGACCGCAGAGGUCGUCAGAGGCUUGAGGCCAUUCCCG
This is a messenger RNA of Amoebophrya sp. A25, 419 nucleotides long. The record is from the annotation of a GenBank genome assembly. NCBI's taxonomy places the organism in Eukaryota, Dinophyceae, Syndiniales, Amoebophryaceae.